Messenger RNA from Leptosia nina, 1071 nucleotides. The record is from the annotation of a GenBank genome assembly. NCBI's taxonomy places the organism in Eukaryota, Metazoa, Arthropoda, Insecta, Lepidoptera, Pieridae.
AUGACGUUCGAAGGGAAUAAAGAUGAGGCCGAGAGGUGCAUUGAAAUUGCGCAAAAUGCCUUUGCUGCUGGUAAUUAUGAGAAGGCCGAGCGAUUCCUGAUGAAAUCUGAACGUAUGUAUCCCACUGCGCGGGCCAAGGAUCUCCUGACGGUGGUUAGAGCAGCCAUACCGACUGGGUCUGCUCCGAAACGUACCCCGCCUAGCAGCCCAUCUGAAGAUGUCAGGCGCAGGAAGACUCCAGCCCCUCAGCCAGAGAAGAGAGAGUACUCCCCAGAACAGUUGGAAGCCGUGCGAAGAAUCAACACGAAGUGCAAGGAUUAUUACGAAAUAUUAGGUGUUUCAAAAGAGGCAACAGACUCCGACAUAAAGAAAGCGUACAAGAAGUUAGCUCUACAAUUACAUCCGGACAAGAACCAUGCUCCUGGGGCAGCAGAAGCUUUCAAGGCUAUCGGCAACGCGGCCGGUGUCCUGACGGAUCCUGAGAAGCGAAAGCAGUACGAUGUUCGUGGGGAGGAGCCGGCCCACACGCCUCACACACAUCAUCAGUAUUAUGCUAGGGGCUUCGAGUCAGACCUCACCGCUGAGGAGCUCUUUAAUAUGUUCUUUGGUCAUACAGGUAAUUUCACAGCUUUCUCGGCCGGUGGCCCGACGGUCUACCGCCGGAGAGCCCGCGAGCCGGAACAGCGGGAGAACCACGCGGGUCUCAUCCAGCUGCUGCCGAUCGUGGUGCUGAUACUCCUCUCGAUGAUGUCAGGGUUCUUCAUCAGCGAGCCGGUGUACAGCCUCACGCCUAGCUCCAAGUAUCCAGUGCCGCGGGAGACUGUUACACUCAAGGUUCCAUAUUAUGUGAAAGACAAUUUCCACACCGACUAUCAAGGGUCACUCCGGAGACUGGAGAUGGCUAUAGAAGAGGAAUAUAUUGUGAGUCUUCGCCACGCCUGUCAGCGCGAGCGCAACUACAGGGACAGUCUCGCGUGGAAGGCGCGAAACUUCGGCGACGCGUCGCAGUACGCCGAGGCUAAUCGCAUGCGCAUGCCGAGUUGCGAGAAGUUAAACAAGUACCAACGAUAG